This is a messenger RNA of Anguilla anguilla (European eel), 2115 nucleotides long. Its product is annotated as phenylalanine--tRNA ligase, mitochondrial-like. Gene Ontology annotation, biological process: phenylalanyl-tRNA aminoacylation. The transcript is spliced from 10 exons. The record is from RefSeq and is a predicted model, not a curated record. Bases 338 to 1714 code for a protein of 458 amino acids. Lineage: Eukaryota; Metazoa; Chordata; Actinopteri; Anguilliformes; Anguillidae. Gene Ontology annotation, molecular function: ATP binding; tRNA binding; phenylalanine-tRNA ligase activity. Gene Ontology annotation, cellular component: mitochondrion; cytoplasm.
GUAAUUAUAUGAAGGGAAUUUCUUGCACUCUCGUAUAAGCAUUCGGUACAACGAAAUCACCUGCGUUCUGCUGGAAGACGCCAUUUUGGAACACGACUGGGUUAUUCAGGACCCUAGCAAUGGAUUUGGCGAUCGUGGGGAUGCUGGAAGACCCGUGUCUGGGACCCUGACCGAAAUCUGCACCUCGGACCCCUCCACCCUUCGGAGGAAGCCGGUCCUUUCCCCUUUCCCGGCCUGUCCGCUCUGGAGCGGACAACCUUCCAGCUUGGAGACCUUCAAUUUCCAUGAGAGACAGGCUGGGUCAUGAAGUCAUCAAAAGAUUGAUGGCCCAGUUGUCAUGGCGCUGUUCUUUCAUGCCCGCCCCCUGUCACCUCUACUGGACCCUGCAGCCCUGUCCUGGGUUAGCAAGGGGGUGACCAUGAGGGGCUUGCCUGCAAUGAGACUCCUCCCCCACAGAGGGGUGGAAACGGAGGCCCCUGCCCCCCACCUGAACGCUCAGGACAGCGUCGAAGUUCUGGGGCGCUCGUACCCGCGGGACGACCACACCAACGUCACGGCCAAGAUCCUGUCCAAAGUGGGCCGCAACCUGCACAGCCGGGCCCACCACCCGCUGUGGCUGAUCAAGGAGCGGGUGAAGGCACACUUCUACCGGGCCUACACGGGUCGUCGCGGAAACCCCAUCUUCUCCGUCUUCGACAACCUGAGCCCGGUGGUGACCGUGGAGCAGAACUUCGACAGCCUCCUCAUCCCCCCCGACCACCCCAGCAGGAAGAAGGGGGACAACUACUUCCUGAACCGGGGUCACAUGCUCCGCGCACACACCUCCGCCCACCAGCGAGACCUGGUGCGCUCCGGCCUGGACAGCUUCCUGUUAGCGGGCGACGUGUACCGCCGCGACGAGAUAGACGCCAGCCACUACCCCGUCUUCCACCAGAUGGAGGGCGUGCGCCUCUUCUCCGAACACCAGCUGUUUGCGGACGCGGAACGUCCCGGGCAGCUGUCCCUGUUCGAGGAGGACGGCCAGCGCUCCCCGCAGAAGCAGGAGACGCAUUCGCUCCACGCGGUCCGGCUGGUGGAGUCCGACCUCAAACGCUGCCUCACCCGCCUCAUCAGACACCUCUUUGGAGAAGAUCUGGAGAUCCGUUGGGUGGAGUGCUACUUCCCCUUUACCCAUCCAUCCUUUGAGAUGGAGGUGCGUUUCCAGGGUGACUGGCUGGAGGUGCUGGGAUGUGGGGUGAUGGAACAGCAGCUGCUCAACUCAGCUGGGGCCGAACACAAGGUGGGCUGGGCGUUCGGGUUGGGCCUGGAGCGGCUGGCCAUGGUGCUGUACGGGAUCCCCGACAUCCGCCUCUUCUGGAGUGAGGACGAGCGCUUCCUCGGACAGUUUCAUCUGCCCCACAUCGACCAGGCCGUCACCUUCCAGCCUUUGAGCAAAUACCCCCCCUUGCUGAACGACAUUUCCUUCUGGCUGCCAGCACAGGGCUACAGUGAGAACGACUUCUAUGACCUUGUGAGAAGUAUCGGAGGUGACCUGGUGGAGAAGGUUUCCCUUGUCGACCAGUUCACGAACCCAAAAAAUAAGAAAGUCAGCCACUGCUACCGCAUCGCUUACCGUCACAUGGAGAGGACGCUAAGCCAGGAGGAAGUGCGCGUGGUCCACCGGGCCAUCGAGAGGGCGGCCGAACAGGACCUGGGGGUGCGGGGCAGGUACUGAGCCUGGCACGGAUCCCGCCUGCUCCGCCAUUCUGCUGCGCGAAGCGUCAGAGCCUUCAGUCACCCGCUCUGCCACACCCCCCAAUGACCCGGUCUGUUUCCCUGAUGCAAUGGCUGCCCUGAAUGGCGUAGCCGCUCCGAGACCGCCCUGCGAGGGCGACACGGGUGAUUUAAGGCUGAAGUCAGGCACCGGCUCUCGGCCACCAUGGGAGAGAGAGACAGGUAAAUAAAGCAUGAAACCGGCCCACCAUCUGUUUGUGUGUGAUUUCCCACACACAGUAUUUUUCUGGAGCUCUUGAUUUACUGACCAGAUCAGCUCUGAUGUUGGAUGAGAAACUCCACCGACUAAGGUUAUCUUUGUGGAAAGUGAAGGACAAAUAAAUGCAUUUAUCAGUGAUAAAA